Recurvomyces mirabilis is the source of this 1287-nucleotide messenger RNA. RefSeq lists its product as uncharacterized. The record is from RefSeq and is a predicted model, not a curated record. Lineage: Eukaryota; Fungi; Ascomycota; Dothideomycetes; Mycosphaerellales; Teratosphaeriaceae. The transcript is spliced from 3 exons. The coding region runs from base 1 to 1287 and encodes 428 amino acids.
AUGGGCAACGAGCCGUCCUCCAUGGAUCGCUCGUCAACCACAAAUGGGCCUUCCGCAUAUGCGCAGAGGCCUGGGUACCCGCAAGCACGAUCAAGCCGCCGUGACGACUAUGCGCAAAGCCAUCAGUCCCGCAAAGAUGAUUACGUCUCGAACCGUCAGGCAAUUCGACCGGAAGAAUACAUCUCCCAGCUCCAAGACAAGGUCCGUCGUCUUGAAGACGCUGUCCGUCAGCAGGAGGGCGUUAUCACGGAUCUAGAACGGCAUGUCUCCGACCAAAAAGAGCAGUACCUCACCGAUGUCAAGGAGCGAGAAGCUGAGCUCCGAGAAUUACAGAGCACUGCGUUCAAAGACAUUCAACCGACCAGAUGGGAACCUUUUGAGGAUAGCCAGGUCAACCAGAGAUUGUCGGAUUUCCAGGCCGAUAUCCAGCAGAUUGCCAAAACAUACAGCAUUGAUCAUGUAGCCGCUUACAAGCUAUCUAACGAUCAGUUACAGGCUCUCGAUGGCGAGCUUAACGAAGCGGGCGUGGCAGAUGUGACUGGAAAGGCUGUCAUGCUCAGCUUGCUCGAACCGCAGUUUGGACCUCGAAUUUGUGUGACAGCUUUGCUAUCGGCUGCAGUGCAUCGGUUAGUAUUGACAAAUCCGUUCUUCUUCAUGGCGGAUGGUAUGGAUGGUGAUUUCGAUUCACUCCCGGAAAACUUUCGCCACCUAGAGCAACGACCUGAUCCGGCGGACGCUCUAGAGCAGUAUCUACAUCGUAUAGCCAAAGUGGAUGCUAGGUCUGCAAAUGUCUGGAGAUCCGAUACAUUACGACUUCUCAUGCCAGAAGAGCACGACACCAGUGCCCCUGCCGAGGGACUCAGGCAGGAGAUGCGUAUCGGCUGCCGAGACCAGUGUCUGCGUGCUGCACGCUCGUUCGAGGAGGGGCCAGUAGCAGUGUUGUUGAACAUAAAGUCUAUGGAGACUGCGACCAAAGAUGGGUUUCGCAAGACGUUGACCCAACUCUUCGAGGACGCUGGUCGUAUGGCAAUGCGAUUGUGGACGCAGCGAACGGCGAUCAGAUGCUCGUAUCUGCCCGACCUGCGUAAAGAGCCAUUCGCUGUGGACUCGACUCUUAUGCAGGCGCACAAUUUGCAUAAGCUUGAUGAUCCAAAGGAUCACAGACUGGACGGCAAGCGCAUCAAAUUAGUGGUGCAUCCAGCCGUGCUUCGCUACGGCACGCAUGAUGGUGAGGAUUAUGAGCGUUCGCAGGUGUGGGCCAAAGCAAUUGUAUGGCUUGACGUGUGA